Pocillopora meandrina is the source of this 342-nucleotide messenger RNA. Lineage: Eukaryota; Metazoa; Cnidaria; Anthozoa; Scleractinia; Pocilloporidae. The record is from the annotation of a GenBank genome assembly.
AUGGAGUGUUCCACAAAUCUUCUACAAGCGGCCUUUUUUUCCGCUGAGGAGAAAGUGCAGUUGAUAAGUGGUAAUUGCCCACGGCAUAUUACUAAAGAAAGACUCAAAGAGUGGUUGUCAUUCCACAAAGGGACGGCUAAAGAUGGUAGUGCACGGUCUGAAGCAACGAAGGCUGAGUUAACUCAAAGGUACACAGAUUGCAAUAUUUUUUGUCCCUUAUAAUUAUUGCCAUUGCUUGAAGGGAAUAUCGAAGCAUAAGUUCUAUAUCGAUUUGUUUUACCUGCCGCAGGGUCAUCAGUUAUAAAAAAAAUGGUUGGGAGAAUAAUUUUACGGAGAAGUGGC